AUGCUGGUGAGCGGGAAAGAGGCGACUUCGCAUCUUGACUCCGAAACCAUCGCUCGUCUGCCGCUAUUCGUCAGAAUGGGACUCGUAGACUACGGCUCAGACUCAGACUCGGACUCUGGCUCGCCGCCGCCGCAGAACAAGCCGUCGACGAAGCCUGCGACCGCCUCAUCAGCUCCGACGUCCCUCCUUGGCCUUCCGCCGCCCAAGUCCUCCCUGAAUCUGCCAGCGCCCAAGAGUAGUACGACGACACCUCCAGCACCAGCGCCGCAACCCCCAAAGAAGGCGAAGGACAAGGGACCCGUUCGCAUCCUCCUCGACCUCCCUCCACCUUCCGCCUCGUCUGCUGCGUCGAGAGCCGACGAUGAUUCAGACGAGCCGGCGAAGAAGCGACCGAAGUUGUCUCUCGGUAGCGGCAAUGGAGGCGGAUUGACCGGGCUGGCGGCCAUGCUGCCCAAGCCAAAGAACGAAUCCAAGGCCGCACCUCCGCCUCACAAGCCCGCGCCAGCACGACCCGCUGCCGGUCUCGCCGGACUGGACGAGCUGUUUGGCGGGAAGGAUGGUGCAGAGGGAGCGAGCGGGUCGACAGGCGCUUCAACUGGUCCGCCCAGCGGACUCUUCGUUCCGCCGUCUGUCUCGUCGAAAGGAAAGGGCAAGGCGUCUGCGGCGGCGAGCGAUCGACCUGCACCAUCAGUAGCACCUUCGGAGCCUGCUGUCGACUUCUUCGGCAUCGGCUCCGUUGCGUCUCCCGCCGCGCCAUCGUCCUCAGCCUCCUCCUCGUCCGGGCAGCCUUCCCUUUCCAUCUCUUCCGCGCCCUCGCUCUCCGCCGCACCAUCCGUCUCCUCCGCCCCGAAUCCCAAAACAUCCUCAUCCGCGCCCUCCUUCGGCACACCCACCGCCUCCGACCCCUACCCCGGCUUCACCCAGCUCCCCUCAGGCGAAUGGGUCGCGAAAGACCAGCAGACGUACGAGAUGUGGAUGGCUUGGAUGGCUCAGCAGCAUUACGGUGUUCCGGAGGGAUUGGACACGAAGGAUGUGGAGGCGAAGGGUGGCAUGGUUGAUGUCAAUGAGGAAGAGCGGAGAGCGAGGGAGGCGUGGGCGAAUAGGCCGGGACAGCUCCCGCCGAGCAAGGUUGUGGGCGGAGAGGAGAAGACGUCGGCGCAGCUCAAAGGGGUCCCGAAGCAGAUUGGCGGAAUGGCCCGGCGCAAGGGUCAGCUCUCGUCUCUCCUCGCAGCCGCACACGACAACCGCGCCGAGCUCGAGGAGCGGAUCGCGCAGGCGAGGGCCAACAGGAAGGGCGCGGGAAGCAAGUACGGCUUCUGA
Molecule: messenger RNA, 1320 nt
Organism: Rhodotorula toruloides NP11
Lineage: Eukaryota; Fungi; Basidiomycota; Microbotryomycetes; Sporidiobolales; Sporidiobolaceae
Product: mitotic checkpoint protein PRCC, C-terminal domain protein
Exons: 4
Coding region: 1-1320 (439 amino acids)
Cellular component (GO): nucleus
Source: RefSeq, a predicted model, not a curated record